Molecule: messenger RNA, 3003 nt
Organism: Stegastes partitus (bicolor damselfish)
Lineage: Eukaryota; Metazoa; Chordata; Actinopteri; Pomacentridae
Product: WD repeat domain phosphoinositide-interacting protein 1
Exons: 12
Coding region: 342-1673 (443 amino acids)
Molecular function (GO): protein binding
Source: RefSeq, a predicted model, not a curated record
CCAGUGACGCAUCCUCCCAUCAGCUGUUUUUGUUUUGCUGUGUGAAUAUUGGAAGUUAAUAACAUAAUAAUAACAGCAGUGUCGACUGGCUAAAGUGAAACGGCUCUUUCUGGAGGUCUCAUCGUGUAUCUUUGUUUUUGUUCGGGUCUGGGAGUUUCCCACUCGGCGUGUGAUGCCCACCAGCGGCGCCAGGCUGCCCGGACAUUCCUCUCCCUGAAGAGUGCGAGCGUGGCGCUUGGAGUCGGGGAGCAGAGGAGGGGAAGCGGGUUCCGGCGGGGAUCGACCCGAGCCAAAGGCCUCCGACCUCGGCCGGCCAGAGCAGAGGGAAUUCGGCGGCUCGGAUGGAGUCCCAGGACGCAUCGGACGAACCCGGAGUCCACCGAGGCUUCAUCUGUGCCUCGUUUAACCAGGACACCACUUCUCUGUCAGUGGGCACCAAGACAGGCUACCGGCUCUUCUCAGUCACAGCUGUGGACAAACUGGACUGCAUCCAUGAAGGAGUGGAGUGUCCGGAUGUCUACAUAGUGGAGCGACUGUUCUCCAGCAGCCUGGUGGUGGUGGUCAGUCUGUCCAUGCCUCGGCGAAUGAACGUCUACCACUUCAAGAAAGGCACGGAGAUUUGUAACUACAGCUACUCCAACAACAUCCUCUCGGUCAGACUCAACAGACAGCGGCUUGUGGUUUGCCUGGAAGAGUCGAUCUACAUCCACAAUAUCAAAGACAUGAAGCUACUCAAGACCCUGCUCAACACCCCUACCAACCCCUCAGGUCUCUGCGCGCUCUCCGUCAACCACAGUAAUUCCUACCUGGCGUACCCUGGUAGCGCCACCAUCGGAGAGAUCACAGUCUACGACGCCAACAGCCUGAGCACUGUGACGCUGAUCCAGGCCCACGACAGUCCGCUGGCAGCCCUCACGUUCAAUUCCUCUGGCACAAAACUGGCCAGUGCGUCAGAGAAGGGCACCGUCAUCAGAGUCUUCAGCAUCCCCGAAGGACAGAGGCUGUUUGAAUUUCGGCGAGGAAUGAAGAGAUAUGUUAGCAUCAGUUCGUUGUCCUUCAGUGCAGACGCACAGUUCCUGUGUGCCUCCAGCAACACUGAGACGGUGCAUAUCUUUAAGCUGGAGCAACACAGCCCCAGUCGAGAGGAAGAGUCUCCAACAUGGUCAGCAUAUGUGGGCAAAAUGUUCACAGCAGCCAGCACCUACCUGCCCGCCCAGGUGUCCGACAUGAUGCACCAGGACAGAGCCUUCGCCACCGUACGGCUCAACAUGUUUGGCUUGAAGAACAUAUGUGCUCUGGCUACGAUUCAGAAACUUCCUCGCCUGCUCGUGGCAUCCUCAGAUGGGUAUCUUUACAUCUAUAAUGUGGAUCCACAGGACGGAGGCGAGUGUGUCCUUGUCCAAAAACACAGACUCUUUGACUUCAGCGAGGAGCAGGUGGAGCAGAAGGAGGAAGAGAACCCAGAGGAUGUCCCUCCACAGCCAGCCAGCCAAUCAUACGCUGCCACUGUGGCUCUCCCUUCGACCCCGCCCUCCUCCACCACGCUCAUGGGCUACUCUGAAGACGGCGGAGCCCAGAAGGGGGAAGUCAUCCCUGAGCACGAGUUCGCUGAAGGCCCAGUUUGUCUGGACGACGAGAACGAGUUUCCUCCAGUCGGCAACCAGAGUAACUGACCAAACCUCCCCCCACCACUGCUCUCCUCCUCCCUGCGAACCCCUGCACAAAAAUCAGACUUACUUUAUUUCAAGCUGGGAGGAGCAUCAUCCUGAUGACAUUGUGGCACCCCGACCCUCCUACGAGUCCCCCACCCCCCUCCGCUGACCUCCAGUCAAACCUUUCAAGAAUAUUACUUCCUGGUGUCUCUUUAUUCUGCGUCCCUCUCACUCUUUGUAAGGAAUAUAGAAAAAAAAAACACUAAAACAGAGUGGAAGGUCCUCUCAUCUUUCAAAAAACAAACAAAAAAAAAACCCCUACACAACAUUUGCUUAGACAGAUUCUGUCUGAAGAGUCCUACUGUUAACUCCCAUAUGAUGCCAUUAACAACAGUGUUAAACAUGUUUGAAUAACCACUGCACAGCAAGACAUUUACAUUAUUGUUGAGCAUACAGUGUGUGUCGUUGUUGGACAGUACAUAUGUCUGUGUAUGUCCCAACAGAAUAUUAUCACGGUAGCAACGAAAGGAGAGACUGAUAUGGAGGAGAAACAAGAACAGUCGGGCCUGCUGCUGAUGUAGAACAACCGGGGGUCAGAUUCACAAAAAUGCUCUCGAGCGAGACGCUUCAAACUCCACCUGAGCAGAGUGCAGCAUCUUAAGAUCGAUCAUUUCUGUCCAUCAGGGCCCCCAGGAACUUCUCAUUAUUAUCAACGGGCAUUAAAUGCAUCAUACCUCAAGGAAGAGAUGUUCGCUUGAGACAGGAAAACAUAUUGUGUGAUACGCUAUUUAAAAUCAUGAUACGUGCCGCGAGUGUUGCGUGACUCGCAGAUGCAGCUGUGAGGCUAAUUAUGGUAGCAAUAGAAGAGACUAAGAAACACUGCAGAGUCACAAAUGUAACCUGAUAAUAUGUUUGGAAGCUCUGUGGGAGGAGCAGUCAGCAGCUAAAUGUGAAGAGCCCGAGCUGUACGUGACGAAGUUACAGGUCCUUGAGUUUCACCCCGAAGACCUUUUUAUUUACUACAUGAUGCUGAAUAUGUUAACAUGUAAGUCAUUGUUAUUUUUACAUUGAUGUAUGAAAUGUUCUUUUUUUGCAAAAAAAAACGUUUGAAGUAUUACACAUCGACACAUAGACUUACCAUGCGUAAAUAUAUAUGGAGGAUUUUUACUGUGUGUAUAAUGUAUAUAUAACAUUUCUAUAUAGUACUGUUGUAAUAAGUAACAUAGUAAUACCAUGUGAUUUGCCAAAAGGUGGCGCUGUUAGGACACCCUUAAGCUGCAUUGAGCUGUUCAAUUACUGGACAUUGACACCAGAGACUCAUUAAACCUGAGAAGUGACUCAACCUCUGCAA